AUGCUUGCUACAUUCACGAUGCUUCGGUCGCAUACGGGAAGAUCCUUCAUCGCUCGGCCUUCAGCUUGCGUAGAAUGGAACACUCCAUCCAAGUUCACCCGCAUAAUUGUGCAGCGAGUAGUCCUCUUCGCCAAGGCACACAAUCUGCGGCUAGUGAUCAAGAAUACCGGACAUGACGGCUGUGGGCGUUCAGCCGCCCCGGAUUCUCUUCAAAUUCACACUCACCGCCUUAAGGGAAUCCAAUAUCAUCACGAUUUCGUAGCACGUGGUGCAAACGCAUCCUCAGGCCCUGCUGUUACAGUUGGCGCUGGUGUCAUGCUAUGGGAGCUCUACGAAAAGGGCUCCCAAGAUGGAUAUCUCAUAGUUGGUGGAGAAUGUCCUACAGUAGGUGCCGUCGGUGGUUUCCUCCAAGGGGGUGGCGUUUCCAGCUCUCGAAGUCAUGUGAGGGGGCUCGCUGUCGAUAAUGUGCUGGAGUUCCAAAUCGUGUUAGCCAAUGGAACUCUUGUAGCUGCGAAUGACUACCAGAAUCAAGAUCUGUUUUGGGCUUUGCGGGGAGGGGGAGGUGGCACAUUCGGCGUUGUCACCCAGGCGACACUCCGAGCAUACCCUGAUGAUCCCGUCAUAGUAUCAACAGUAUCCAUUUCUGCUCCACGCGCGGACAAUGGCUUCUGGGGAAAAGGCGUCAUUAGCCUUUUCUCGAUGCUUCAAGCCCUCAAUAUCGACAAUAUUACCGGGCAGUUCGUCCUUACAAUCACCCCUGAUUUUACAUACAAGGCAGACCUUAUCAUAUAUUUUUUUAACAACACGGACUUACCCAUCGUGGAGGAGAAGGUCAUGAAAUACCUAACUAUGUAUAAGGCGGGUGAAAUAUCCUAUGGACUAUCGUCCAAAGCCCUAUCUAAAACGAGUCUCAGCUAUCGAAGGACUCCUGAUAUCUACCGCGAAAAUUACGGAAUCAUCCAGUCAUCUCUCCCUUUGGGUCCAAAUGACCUCCUUUUAACCAGCAAUCUGGGUGGUAAGGUAAAUGUUGAAGAUGGCUCCACAUCUAUGCAUCCUGCCUGGCGCUCUUCAGCGCAGCUUGUAAACUACAUCAAAAGCGUUGGCCCGACGGUUCAGCAGAAGUUUAUGGGCCUAGAGGAACUGAGUAGUGUACAUAUGCCUAUUCUGUACUCCCUAGAGCCUGGAUUCAGGGUUUCUUAUUUCAAUCUAGGGGAUCCUGGUGAAGUGGAUUUUCAGAACGUUUACUGGGGUGAUAAUUACAAGCGUCUAGCGCUCCUAAAGCGCGAUGUGGACAGAGAUGGAUUAUUUUUUGUUAAGAAUGGGGUUGGUAGUGACUUGUGGGAUGAUGAAGGCUUGUGUAAAAGGAGUACAAGACGGUGGAUAUCGCGAGGAUGACAGGGAAUAAUACGUCCACCUUAAGAC
Molecule: messenger RNA, 1422 nt
Organism: Daldinia caldariorum
Lineage: Eukaryota; Fungi; Ascomycota; Sordariomycetes; Xylariales; Hypoxylaceae
Exons: 3
Coding region: 1-1395 (464 amino acids)
Molecular function (GO): oxidoreductase activity; FAD binding
Source: RefSeq, a predicted model, not a curated record